CCCAUCCGUGCGCCAACUCGUCCAUUGAAACCGUAUCACGAACCAUGCAUCUUCGCACGUACCCGAUUCCCUAUCAUAAACGCCAUAGCAGUCACCUGGUGAAUGCUUUGUGUCAACACGUCAAGGGGCCACAUUUUCUGCGACAUGAAAUACCUUACUGACGUGGUCGUAACGCUCGCACUUUUGUCUCUCGCUGUCUGGCUCUAUUCCUUUUCAUCUCCUAGGAAGAAGGGCCCUCUAUUUCCCGGGCCGCAUCCUCUCCCGUUUAUCGGCAACGUUCACCAAGUCACUGCCGACUACCAACACAAAACGUUCACUCAAUGGGCGAAAAGAUAUGGAGUUAUCGUUUAUGCACGUUUUUUCGGGCAGCCGGUCCUCGUGCUUCACUCGGUUCACGCCGCAAAUGACCUGAUGGAGAAAAGAGGAGCGAUCUAUUCAAGCAGACCGCCGCUCGUGUUCUUGAGGGAAUUACUUGGAUUUGAUACCAACCCCGUUCUCUUGCCUUACGGCGAUCAAUGGCGGAUGCAUCGAAAGUGGCUGCAAGCUCUGCUGCAGGACAAGAAUGCUCUCGAGUCCUAUCGUCCUAUCCAAGAGAGGGAGAUUCGCCGUUUACUUGCGGCACUUGUGCAAACUCCGGAUGAGUUUGCUUCGCACAUCAGAAGAUUUAUUGGCGCUGUCUUGAUGGAUAUCACAUACGGCCAUAUGGCGCUCUCUCUGGAGGACGACCAAUUCAUUCGUUUAGCAGCGAAGGCAUCCGUAGAGGCAGCUGAGGCGGGCAAUGUUGCUUCGACGUUGGUCGAUUUCUUCCCUUUGCUGAAACACAUUCCGACAUGGAUGCCUGGAGCUGGCUUCAAGCAGAAUGCCCUGCGUAUACGCCGCGAAUUGAAGAUUGCCGAGACCACUCCAUACAAAUGGGCCAAAGAAGCAGUAGCGGCUGGGAGUGCCCGACCAUCGUUCGUUUCCUCUCUGCUGGACAAUUUAUCUACAGACAGAGACUUAACGCCAGACGAUGAACGCAACAUCUCAGGUGUAGCUGGUGCACUCUACAGUGCUGGUACCGAUACUUCUGGUACGACUCUCCAAACAUUCAUCCUCGCUAUGAUGCUCUAUCCCGACAUCUGCAAGAAAGCACAAGCGGAGAUUGAUCAGGUUGUUGGUACUUCUCGGCUUCCGAACUUCUCGGACAGAUCAUCAUUGCCGUAUCUUGAACGUGUGCUACUCGAAGUAUAUCGCUGGAACUGUCCCGUCCCAUUGGGGGUGCCACAUUUCUCAACUGCUGAUCACACCUAUUGCGAUCAUUAUAUCCCGAAAGGGACGAUUAUUGUACCCAAUUUAUGGUACAUGACGCGAGAUGCCAAUAUCUUCCCGGACCCCGAAACCUUCCGACCCGAGCGAUUUAAAACUAUGACUGUACAAACGACGGAUUUAUACGAUCCACGCAAGAUCGUCUUCGGGUUCGGCCGACGCAUAUGUCCAGGCCGCCAACUGGCUGACUCCUCAGUUUGGCUCGCGAUGGCUAACAUCUUGGCUUGUUUCAACAUUUCACAAUCUGCAGGCGAUUUCGCUAACUACGCGACCUUUACACCCGCAUUCUCUCCCGGUGCUAUAAGCCACCCCGAACCAUUUCACUGCCAGCUUAGCAUACGAUCGCAAGAAAUCCAGAAAAUUCUGCUCGAGUUGAACUUGGAAUCAACAUGCUGAGCGGCCGAAUCACAUUUAGUCUAGCACAGGAGCAGAUGUACAGUAGCUGAUCUAUGACCCUCUUUGUCUUGAGACAUGAGCAUGUGGGACGCAAGCCAGAGAAGAUCCUGUUUUCGAACCCAGCAGGAAGGAAACUGGCGCGUGUUGGGCGAAUUUCCGGAUGUCUCAAUGAUAUCGCAGCAGACUACGGCGUUUUUAUUUAUGAUCCGAGGUUUUGGAAGCCCCAGCCGCUAUAUGUUGUAAAUCCUCC
Molecule: messenger RNA, 1951 nt
Organism: Laetiporus sulphureus 93-53
Lineage: Eukaryota; Fungi; Basidiomycota; Agaricomycetes; Polyporales; Laetiporaceae
Product: cytochrome P450
Exons: 14
Coding region: 145-1701 (518 amino acids)
Molecular function (GO): heme binding; oxidoreductase activity, acting on paired donors, with incorporation or reduction of molecular oxygen; iron ion binding
Source: RefSeq, a predicted model, not a curated record